GCAUUCAGAGGCACUGACGGGGGGGUGAAUCGGCGUCGAUGUUGUAAACUGGCUGUAAAUUUCAAGGCUCUUCCCCGCCCUCCCAGAUUCACGUGUGAUAUGUUGUGUUUGAGUGUUACACAAACUCUUCAUUGUCAUGUCACUCCACACACACAUUUGACACCUGCUGUACAGGAAGUGCUUUCAGAUGGACAGCAGUGAAGGAAGUGGCCUUCCUCACCACAGACAGCCUUAUCUUGCAGUUGCCUUGGACGAAGCACAGCUGGGUGUUCUUGGGCAGCGGGGAGAAAAAAAUGGCCUCUCAUUUGUGGAGAGGGUGAAAGCGCAGUGUUGGUUUUCUCGUACUAGGUUGAAAAGCUUCCUGCUGAGCUUUUUUCCCGUCUUGUCAUGGCUUCCUCGCUACUCCAUCAGAGAAAACAUUGUUCGAGACCUGGUGUCUGGAGUGAGUGUCGGGAUCCUUCAUCUUCCACAGGGUAUGGCCAAUGCCAUAGUGGCCGGAGUUCCUGCAGUGUUUGGUCUGUACACCUCUCUCUAUCCUCUGAUCAUCUACUUCAUCUUCGGCACGUCAAGGCACCUCUCCAUUGGUCAUUUUGCUGUCUUGGCCAUCAUGAUUGGGUCUGUUACAGCUAAUGUGGAGUUGCUUAGCAACAGUGAUGAAGAGAGUCAGGUUGAUGUGGAGGCAGCCAAAGUAAAUGUAGCUGUACAACUCACGGUCCUCUGUGGCCUGAUACAGCUCCUACUGUACUUGCUGCGUGGAGGUGGCAUGUGUCGCUGGAUUUCUGACCCCGUGAUCCGAGGCUACACCACAGCAGCAGCUCUGCAUGUGAUCAUCCUGCAGCUGCCACUGAUGACUGGAAUACCUGCACAGAGACACACUGGUCUGAUGGCUUCAGCAUGGACGUUGAAGAGUGUUCUGUAUGGACUGACCAGCUUUGUACCAGGAGAUCUGUCCGUCUCUGUGGUUUCCACAGUGAUACUCAUCGGUGGCAAGAUGCUGAAUGAGAACUUUAAGAACAAGUUGCCCCUUGCCAUACCCUGGGAACUUAUACUGGUUGUGCUUGGCACCGUCAUGUCAGUGCUGAUGGAUCUGAGUGGACAGCACAGAGUCCAGGUGGUGGGACACAUACCCACUGGCUUGUCUCCUCCAGUCCUUCCAUCUCUGUCUCAGAGCAGGGAGCUGUUUUUUCCUGCUUUCUCUAUGGCUCUGGUUAGCUUCUGUUUCCUUUCAGCCAUUGGCUCAGUGUUUGCCCAAAAACAUGGCUACAAAGUGGAUCCCAGCCAGGAACUGCUGGCUGUGGGUCUGUGUAACACCAUUGGAGGAAUGUUUCAGUGCUUUGCCGUCAGCUGCUCCUUCUCCCGCAGCAUGGUCCAGGAUAGCAUCGGUGUCAAAUCUCAAAUGGCAGGUUUGGUAUCUGCUCUGGUGAUUCUCACCAUCCUGUUGAAGAUUGGUCCUCUCUUUGAGCAGCUGCCAAAGGCAGUGUUGGCAGUGAUCAUUGUGGUGAACCUGCAGGGGUUCCUGGCUCAGUUCAGAGAUGUGUGUGUGCUCUGGAAGUCUGACAGAUUAGACAUGCUGGUGUGGGUGGUGUCACUGAUGUCCACACUGAUAUUUAACCUGGACCUGGGUCUGGCUGUUGCCAUCGUCUUCUCUCUGCUCGUACUCCUCUACAGGACACAACACUCCCCCACUGUUGUUUUAGGUCGUAUUCCCGGCACAGACUGUUACAGAGACGUGGGACUCUACACAGAGGCAAAGCAAGUUCCUGGAGUGACCAUCGUCUCCUGCUCCAGUCCAGUUUACUUUGCCAACUCUGCACUGGUCUUUACAGAGAUCACAGAGACAGUGAGUCGCUGUCAGAAAGAAAACCCAGCUCAAGUCAGCACUGCUCCCCCCUCCUCCUCCUCCUCCUCAACCUCAACCCAGACAAUAAUAACACACACUCACUGCUUGGUUGUUGACCUCAGCUCAGUCAAUUUCUUUGACUCAAUGGCCAUGACAGCUUUCUGCAAGGUUGUUGAUGACUUGCAUGUCCAGGGUGUCUCUGUGUUUGUGGCAUCAUGCUCAGACGGCGUUUUAUCCCAGCUUCAGACUCAUGGCUGUGUUCCAGACACACUGCCCAGUUCCUGUCUCUUCCCAUCGGUACAUCAUGCUGUCCAGCGCCACCUCAGCCGGUUGCCCAGGCCUCUGGAGGAAACCCAACGAGACAAGUGAUUGUUGAGCGGCUGCUGCUUCUGAAAGGACAGAAAACAAUCGCUGCUGUCAAACACUUGCACUGCGCUUAUCUCAGUGAUCAAUGUGGUUGUUCCCAAUUAGACAUUUAAAUGAGUGGCCUCUCUGUCGAGACAUUUUUGAGACUGUAACCAGGAGACCAUGGUGUCAGUCCAUCUACCUUCUCCACUGCACCAGUCAUCCCAGAUGAGACUUGAACCCACAAAAUGGAGGACAGUGUCUUAUUAGACGAUGUUUGUGUUGAUGAAAAGCAUAAUUCACUUUCCCCGGCCUUGAAGCAGAAGUAAGUAAGAUUGCUGUUUAAAAAAAGAAAAGUUUUAUCCACGGGUUAUUACAAAUACUCGUAUCUUUCAAAACAACGUUAUAACGUCCUAAACAAAGGGAGGCGGGGUCAAGUUAGUUCAGUUGAGACAACUUGAUUGAUCCCAGGAAGACAAUUCAUUUUCUCCUAAUUACAAUCACACAAACAACAUGUUACCUGUCAAAGUGCAGAUCAAGAGAACUAACGUAAUCAAGCAAUAAAUGUUGUCUGUCCUCUUGAGUCAGUAAAAAAAUGACCACUAUCGAAUUUGAAUAAACUGGUUGAUAAUA
This is a messenger RNA of Solea senegalensis (Senegalese sole), 2818 nucleotides long. It is a transcript of the gene slc26a6.1, whose product is annotated as solute carrier family 26 member 6. Gene Ontology annotation, biological process: transmembrane transport. The transcript is spliced from 19 exons. Gene Ontology annotation, cellular component: membrane. Bases 188 to 2209 code for a protein of 673 amino acids. Gene Ontology annotation, molecular function: oxalate transmembrane transporter activity; chloride transmembrane transporter activity; secondary active sulfate transmembrane transporter activity. Lineage: Eukaryota; Metazoa; Chordata; Actinopteri; Pleuronectiformes; Soleidae. The record is from RefSeq and is a predicted model, not a curated record.